Messenger RNA from Arthroderma uncinatum, 633 nucleotides. RefSeq names its product transcription factor RfeG. The record is from RefSeq and is a predicted model, not a curated record. The transcript has a single exon. NCBI's taxonomy places the organism in Eukaryota, Fungi, Ascomycota, Eurotiomycetes, Onygenales, Arthrodermataceae. Bases 1 to 633 code for a protein of 210 amino acids.
AUGAUUGCAGAUUUGAAGGCGGACUCGAGACGCUGGGAUGUAGAGGUCAUCCGCAGGCAGGAAGGUGGCCAGCCUAGAGGUACUUACUAUGAUAAUCUGAACAUGGCACCAGCGCCUAACAGGUCACCAGCAAACUAUGACUCCUCGUCCGUCCGUCAGACUCGCCCACCAGUCCCAUACCAGUCCUCUCGUCCUCAGCAGCCUCAACAGCCGCAGCAACCAUACUCUACUUACCCACCUUCCCAAUCAUACCCUGCUCACCAAUCCCAGCCAAACUACCAAGACUAUGGUAACCAGCCUGGGUAUACCCCAGACAAUGGCUCUUAUGCUCCCAGUGGAGGAGCUCCUUACUCAAACCAGCCAACUCCACCUGUAACAACCGCUGAGCAGUCGUAUAUCCACAGCCAGGGUGCCUAUGCCUACCCUGGCGGAGGAAUGUCCCAACCUCGAUACUCUGGACAAGGAUAUGAGAAUGACCGUGACUACUCCCCUGUUGGCCAGUCUACAUCUCCAUAUCCUCCAUCGAGUGGACCAGACCCUAGAAUAAUGGAGACCGGAUAUCCCGUGGAAUCUACCUACCAAGAACGUCAGCCUGACCGGGGACACCCAAGGAAUCCAGCCCCACGCCACUAG